Pistacia vera is the source of this 1652-nucleotide messenger RNA. Its product is annotated as histone deacetylase 8-like. Bases 277 to 1422 code for a protein of 381 amino acids. The transcript has 3 exons. NCBI's taxonomy places the organism in Eukaryota, Viridiplantae, Streptophyta, Magnoliopsida, Sapindales, Anacardiaceae. The record is from RefSeq and is a predicted model, not a curated record.
ACACAGGAAUGUAACUAAGAAUUUAUGAAACCUUAUGGGAGGUAAGGAAUAAUAGUCCCAGUUUAAAAAGAUGAUAGUGCCUGACAAUGUCACUAUCAGAAUCUCGUGGAAGCCCGGUAUCUAGAUUCUAGACCGAACCUUAGUGUCGAAACAAUUAGUUUCCCCUCAAACAUAGUUCCCCUUUUCUGAAAGGCAGUCAAUUAUAACAAAUCGAGUGUUUCAUGUGGUACCGUCUCUGGGGGGUGACAUCCGUUUCCCGUGAAAUUUACCCUAACAAUGGCUGCCUCUGCUUCUGCCUCAUCAAAAUGCAUCAAUGUAUUUUGGCACGACGGAAUGAUGAGCCACGACACUGGAAAAGGCGUCUUCGACACUGGAAUGGACCCUGGUUUUCUUGACGUUUUAGAAAAACAUCCUGAGAACUUGGACAGAGUCAGGAACAUGCUCUCCAUUCUCCGAAGAGGCCCCAUAUCUCCCUACAUCUCUUGGCACUCCGGACGACCUGCUCUCUCUUCUGAAUUGCUCUCCUUUCACGCCCCAGAGUACAUAGAUGAACUAAUUGAGGCGGAUAAAGCUGGUGGGAAGAUGGUGUGUUCUGGAACUUUCUUGAAGCCUGGCUCAUGGGAUGCCGCCCUUCUUGCAGCUGGUACUACAUUAUCAGCAAUGAAGCAUAUCCUUGAUAGGCAUGGAAAAAUUGCGUAUGCACUGGUGAGGCCGCCUGGGCACCAUGCUCAGCCUACUCAAGCUGAUGGAUAUUGCUUUCUCAAUAAUGCUGGUUUAGCAGUUCAGUUGGCUUUAGAUUCUGGGUGUGCAAAGGUGGUCGUUAUAGACAUUGAUGUUCAUUAUGGCAAUGGGACUGCUGAGGGGUUCUAUCAAUCUAAUAAAGUUCUUACAAUCUCCCUUCAUAUGAAUCAUGGCUCUUGGGGUCCUUCUCAUCCACAGAAUGGAUCUAUUGAUGAGCUUGGUGAAGGUGAGGGGUUUGGCUAUAAUUUAAAUAUACCUUUACCGAAUGGGACGGGGAACAAGGGAUACGUAUAUGCCAUGACCAAGUUGAUUACCCCGGCUAUUCAGAAGUUUGUGCCCGAUAUGAUAGUUUUGGUUGCUGGCCAGGAUUCAAGUGCUUUUGAUCCAAAUGGAAGGCAAUGCUUGACAAUGGAUGGUUAUCGAGAGAUUGGAAGGAUAAUCCAUAACCUGGCAGACAGGCACAGCAGUGGUCGCCUCCUAAUUGUCCAAGAAGGUGGAUAUCAAGUUACUUACUCAGCCUAUUGUCUUCAUGCAACACUUGAAGGUGUGCUUGACCUUCCACUUCCUCUAUUGCCUGAUCCUGUUGCAUGUUACCCUGAGGAUGAAGCUUUUUCUUUAAAAGUUAUUGAAUCCGUUAAACGGUACCAAAAUGAUGUCAUACCAUAUUUGAAGGGAACUUGAUUUGGAGGAAAUUUCUGCAGAGCUUGUUGGAAGUUUGUAAUUUAAUGUUGAAGAAUAGGUUAAUCUUCAUUACAAAAGAAAAGUGAGUUAAUGUGAAAAUUAAUAUGGAAUGUUACUUUACUGCUUUGGUUUCUUACUUUUGUAGAAGUUGUUAGAAAAACUCAAAGUUGGAGGAUGAUGUUGGACAAAUUCAUUAAGAGAUCAGGAAUCCUUUUUUAUUUUGGAGAAAU